AUGAACACCGCCCUGAUGUUAUACAAGAGUUUGCACCCGAGUACCGAUCAUUUCUCGUUUGCCACCCGAGACAUCUCCAUCUCUGCCAUCACGAAGCGAUCAGUGCUGUCGCUGACCGCGAGAUUGUUCGACCCGCUGGGGUGGCUAGCACCAAUAAUCGUGCGCGCUAAGAUCCUUUUCCAAUCAACCUGGCUGCAUGGACUCGACUGGGACACUCCGCUGAAAGAUCCGGAUGCGAAGCUCUGGAUUGACUUCCAGGAGGACUUGCCGAGGUUGGAAGAAAUACAGAUCCCCCGAUACCUGCCGCUGAGACAGCCAGGAAGCUCUAUAGAGCUGCAUGGCUUCGCCAGCGCCUCAGAAAACACAGAGGUGACGUUAAUCUCAGCAAAAACGAAAGUGGCCCCCUUAAAACAAGUCACGUUACCAAAGCUGGAGCUUUGCGCGGCCGAACUGCUCGUCCGGCUCACCGCUCACCUCCGCGACACUGUCGAGGCACGACAGGCUCCCGUGCACCUCUGGUCGGACUCCACGGUCGUCCUUGGUUGGAUCCGCGGUCAUCCGUCAAGAUGGCAAACGUAUGUAGCCAAUAGAGUGUCGGCCAUCCAAACGACGCUUCCCACCGCUCAGUGGCAUUACGUCCCGGGCGAAGAUAACCCUGCCGACUGUGCGUCGCGCGGAAUCUCGGCGGGCCAGCUGGCGACUCACUCGCUGUGGUGGAAGGGCCCCGCCUGGCUGCGAUCUGGCCCUGAGAACUGGCCGUCCACCAGCGGCUCUCCUUUGCUCCAGGAGCUUCCCGAGGCGCGAAUGAGAGUCUAUGCCCUCCUACAGCAGCCUAAAGUGGAGGAACCUAUUGAACUCUGCCGCUUUUCCUCGCUACAUCGUCUGAUCAGAGUUACCGCUUGGAGCCGACGGUGGCUUCGACACUUUCAACGAACCUCUGGAACUCAGAGACAUCCGCAGCAUCCACUCACGAUCACCGCCGCUGAAUACGACGAAGCGAUGCUGAUGUCGAUACAGAGAGUCCAGGCGUUGCACUACCACAACGAACUCGAUACGCUCAUCAAGAGGAGGGCGUUACCAGGGGUCGCACCUCAGCAGGCUGGUCGUCGACACGAACCAUCGGAGGACGCUCCAUGGCGGUGUACAGCUGACGCUGGGCUCGAUUCAGCAGCAAUUCUGGAUUCCUCGAGGCCGCUCACUGGUCAAGGCGACGAUCCGACGCUGCAUACCCUGUGUGCGAUGGCGGGCGGCGACCCUCAGCAGCUCAUGGGAAACUUGCCGUCGAAGCGACUCACGCCAACGCGGCCCUUCCUCAACUCGGGGGUCGACUACGCCGGGCCCGUCCUCCUGCGGACUGCGAAGGGCCGAGGCCACCGAGCUUACAAGGUCUUUAUCGCAGUUUUCGUCUGCUUCUGCACGAGGGCUGUGCAUUUAGAGGUGGUGUCCGGCUACACGGCCGACGCCUUUCUGGCGGCCUUGCGACGCUUCACGUCGCGCCAAGGUCUCUGUUGCAGCAUAACCAGCGAUUGCGGCACCAACUUCGUGGGGGCGGACAGGCAACUGAGGGCGUUAUUUUCGGCCAGUCACCCGGAACAACGCCGCACCGUCGAGGGGCUGGCCGGCGAGCGCAUUCGAUGGCAGUUCCAUCCACCGGCGGCGCCUCAUUUCGGCGGGCUCUGGGAGGCGGCGGUUAAAUCAGUGAAGCACCAUCUCCGACGGGUCGUAGGAGAGGCCACCUUGACUUACGAGGAGAUGAGCACUCUCCUCGCUCAGGUGGAGGCCUGCUUGAAUUCGAGGCCGUUGUAGGCCCUGUCCGAUGACCCUGGAGACCUGGAGGCGCUGACACCGGGUCACUUUUUGAUCGGAUCGGCCAUCAACGCUGUUCCUGAGCCGAGCCUGCGCGAGGUGCCAAUGAAUCGCUUGAACCGAUGGCAGAUGAUCCAAAAGAUGCGCGACCACUUCUGGGAGAGAUGGUCGCAGGAAUACGUAAAUUCUCUCAUGCCGAGGCUAAAAUGGACAGCCCUCAAUGCCCAGGUGGAGGUUGGCCGGCUCUGCUUACUCUGGAUCGAAAACUCCCCGCCAACUCGCUGGCCGCUAGCGCGUAUCGUCGAGGUUGAUCCUGGAGAUGACGGGAACGUUCGCGUCGUCACCGUGCGGACUCCCACGGCGACGCUUAAACGACCGAUCGUGAAGCUCGUUCUCCUGCCACUAAGCGACACCGAGAAUUAA
Ooceraea biroi (clonal raider ant) is the source of this 2229-nucleotide messenger RNA. RefSeq lists its product as uncharacterized. Gene Ontology annotation, molecular function: nucleic acid binding. Gene Ontology annotation, biological process: DNA integration. The record is from RefSeq and is a predicted model, not a curated record. Lineage: Eukaryota; Metazoa; Arthropoda; Insecta; Hymenoptera; Formicidae.